UCCCGCUCCCCUCGGCGCCGGGCGGCCCCGGCCCGCGGCGGCGGCGGCGCUGACAGCCCGCCCGGAGCCCCGGGGGCGGCCGCGGCCACCAUGUCGUCCCCCAGCCCGGGCAAGAGGCGGAUGGACACCGACGUGGUCAAGCUGAUCGAGAGCAAACACGAAGUCACAAUCUUAGGAGGACUCAACGAAUUUGUUGUGAAGUUUUAUGGACCACAAGGAACACCCUAUGAAGGUGGAGUUUGGAAAGUUAGAGUCGACCUUCCUGACAAAUACCCCUUCAAAUCCCCAUCUAUAGGAUUCAUGAAUAAAAUCUUCCAUCCCAACAUUGACGAAGCGUCAGGAACUGUAUGUCUAGAUGUAAUCAAUCAAACUUGGACAGCUCUCUACGAUCUCACCAACAUUUUUGAGUCGUUCCUGCCCCAGCUGCUGGCCUACCCCAACCCCAUCGAUCCUCUCAAUGGGGACGCUGCAGCCAUGUACCUCCACCGACCAGAAGAGUACAAACAGAAAAUCAAAGAAUACAUCCAGAAAUAUGCAACAGAAGAAGCACUAAAAGAACAGGAAGAAGGCACUGGGGACAGCUCAUCUGAGAGCUCCAUGUCUGACUUCUCUGAAGAUGAGGCUCAGGACAUGGAGUUGUAGUAGAGGAGGCCACCUGCUUUUCAGAGAGACUCUAAUUUCCUAACCAUGAGAAGCAGACUAUAAUAUUCAUAUUUAAACAAAGCAAUUUUUUUUAUUACUAAACAAGGUUUUUAUGAAUUCUAGCAUUGAGCUCUAUAUAUAUAUUUAUAUAUAUGUGUAUUUAUAUAUAAAUAUAUAUAUAUAUAUAUAUAUAUCACCCUUUAGGUCUUGAUUUUCUCGGUGAUGUCCCUGUUCCCGAGGUGCAUUAGAGCAUUCCCAACAUUCCAUUCUGGUAGCAAUAUGCAGGAUGCAUGCCUUGAGAUUUUCCAUUUGGCCGAGUCAGCUUUGGUGUGCUACCAAGCAGUGCCCUGGGAGGGAGGGGACGAGCAAAAAAAAAAAAACCCCAAAAUCCAACCAAGAGGUUAAAAAAAGGAAGAGGGAUUUGCUGUGGGAUCCAGGCUUCCACCUGAGAUGUUGGUGUUUCCUCCAGGUCUAAAUCCUUGGGGCUGCUCCAGGGAAUAAAAGAGAGGUUUCUCUCCAGGGAGGGCAGGGCUGGAGCCUGCGGGACUCGCUGGGGAUUUCAGCCGCCGCCUCCUCCCUGCCCCGGGGCUCCCGAGAGCUCUGGGUGUCCCUGCUCUGCCCGAGGAGCUGCUCCCUGCCUGGGAGGGAAGAACCCCACGGAUGAGGAUGCUCCUGGAGCCAUGGAAGCCCAGCUCCUGCUCUGCCCCACCUCGGACCCUGCUGCCCUGCCCUGGCUCUGUCAUUUGGGGGCUUUUUUCUUUCUUUCUUUUGCCCCCUCCCUCUUUUGCUGGAAAUGUGGUUCAGACACCUGCCAGAGGCUGGCUGUGACCUGGGAGUUCUCCUCUGACCAGAUGGAUUGGCCUUGCCAGAGCUUCAGCUCCACGGAAUUGUCCCCUUGGCCCGAGUCCACGAAUCCAUCGGUGCCCGUCUUGAUUUUCCUUUUUGGGUUUUUUUAUUUUUUUCCUUUUUAAAUCUUUCUUUCCACCCCCUUCUGCACCAGCUUGGUUUCCAUCUGCUUGUGUGUGUACAACAGGAGAAAAAUUCCUGAAGAGUUAACAAAGAAAAUUAUCUAGGAAGAAAAAAACAACCACAAAAUUUGAGCUGAAUAAAAAAAAAAAAAAAAGACUAAAAAGCACCAAUUGAGGAAGCAAAUGAAUUCACUCUUUGGUUUUUUUGUUGGUUGGUUUGGUUUUUUUUUUUUGGUUUUUUUUGGUUUUUUUUGGUUUUUUGGGUUUUUUUCCAGGAUGUUUGGGAAUUGGAAUGUUGGAUUUCUCCUGGUGUCUUGCAGCAAAGUGAGAGAUUUUUUUUUUUCUUUUUUUGCUGUUGUUCCUAGAAAUCUGAUAAGUAAAUGUCUCCUUGGGAUACUUGAAUUGGGAUAAUUGUGCAUCGGAGAUUGAAACUGAGAUGGAUUUUUAAAGCUGAAUGUUACCUGCUGUUUUCUUUUGGGGAUUUUUGGAGGGGUUUGGACAAGAUCUUUUCAUUUGUGAUGCGACCUGCAGGAAGAAAUCAUCCCACCCUGAGCGACUCUGGAGCAGAGUUCUGAAUGUCAGACUGGUACAUUUGUCAUUUCCCCAGAAUUCUUGGCCUUUGUUUCCUUUUCCUUUCCAGCUCCACCAGCUGGGGCUGGCAGAGUCCAUCCCCACCUCUGAUUCAUAAAGCACAAUCAGUUUCUUUCACUUCUGUUGCUUUUGGGGGGAGAAAACAAAAACUCCAUCAAGUCCCACUUGGCUUUGGCAUGAAUUUCCUUAAUAAAAAAACCUACCAUGAA
This is a messenger RNA of Serinus canaria (Common canary), 2410 nucleotides long. RefSeq names its product ubiquitin conjugating enzyme E2 H (gene UBE2H). Gene Ontology annotation, cellular component: nucleus. NCBI's taxonomy places the organism in Eukaryota, Metazoa, Chordata, Aves, Passeriformes, Fringillidae. Gene Ontology annotation, molecular function: ubiquitin conjugating enzyme activity. The record is from RefSeq and is a predicted model, not a curated record. The transcript has 7 exons. Gene Ontology annotation, biological process: protein polyubiquitination; ubiquitin-dependent protein catabolic process. Bases 91 to 642 code for a protein of 183 amino acids.